AUGAAGGGGCGCGGGCCGCUCCGUUUGCUUCCCAUUAUUGCCGUAGCCGUUUCUGAAUCGGCCGCAACGGCGACGGUUCGAGGAGAAGGUGUUGAAUACCUCGGCAUCGAAAAUGCGACGUCUGGGAUUAACACUUUCUUCGGUAUCAAGUAUGCCGAAGCUCCCGUUGGGCCCUAUAGAUGGAGACCGCCAGUGCCGGUAGACUACAGCCAAUCGCCCGAGACAACCUACAUCAACGCUACUAUUCCGGGGGACGGUUGCCUGCAGAGUGUACCUCCGUGGUCCUCUGGGUUCACUUUGUUACCAGGUCUCGUUCAAGGCUACAGCGAAGACUGUCUCUUGUUGAAUGUUCAAGUGCCCACGAACCCGAAAUCAAGCAAGCUCGCAGUUUUAGUGAACAUUCAUGGCGGCGGUUAUAUUGCAGGCACGGCAAGGGACGCGCCUGGCGACAGCCUGGUCUACCAUGCGAAUGGAUCACUGAUAUAUGUGGCCGUCCAGUAUCGGCUUGGCUCCUGGGGUUUUCUCGCUGGGGACGAGAUCAAAGAGGACGGAACUGCAAAUGCUGGCCUCCUAGACCAACGAGCUGCACUCGAAUGGGUGCAGAGAAAUAUUCAUUACUUUGGUGGCGAUCCUGAGAAAGUCACCAUCACAGGGGGUAGCGCCGGUGGAGGCUCUGUGGCCAUGCACAUGGUUAUGAAUGGGGGAGACUGGAAUCCCCCGCAAGCAGACUACGCCUGGAUGACGCCCAUGUUUGACGAUCAAUGGCAAAACAUCCAAUAUAGCUACUUCCUGAAGGGCGCUGAUUGUUGCGAUGUUGCGUGUCUUCGAGGCCGCACCACCAACGAGCUGCUCAACGCAGAAGCAUUCGCGUAUUUUGCUGGCUACGGAUCGCGCCAAUUUGGGUAUGGUGACUUCUACUGGGGCCCGGUCAUUGAUGGACACAUUAUCCGCGGGCAUCCCUUUUCCGAAUUCCGCAAAGGUCACUUCACGAAGGUCCCAACGCUCGUUACUCGCAACGGAUACGAGGGCAUCAUGUUCACGAACCAGUCCAUAGUCACUGUCGAGGACUCGACCAACAUGCUAAAAACCCUGUGGCAAGAUGGAGAUGGUACUUAUGUGGACAUCGUUCGCAAGCUCUACCCUUCGGACGAGUACAAUAGUACACUAAGAUAUGGCCUGAAUAUUGUGGCAGAUUCUGGGGGGCCGGCUAGCAGUGCCUACAACUUCCCAGACGAGUUCAUGCGCACGCAGGCGGUCUUUGGAGAUGCACUCAUCAACUGCGCGACCACUUUACUAGCUAAUGCUGUAGCCACGGAUGGUGUUGCUUCGUUCAAGUUGGUAUUCAACGCCGGAUAUCAGUUGCAUGGCGCGACUGGACCGUUUGUGUUUAAUAAGGACAUAAACCCUGAUGGAUCACUCGAUAUUGGGUUUGGAUAUCCAAUUGGAGGUAACACGACACUUGCCGGCUAUAUGAGGGAUUGGUAUGUAUCCUUCGUUCUGAAUCUGGAACCCAACGGCUAUACCUACGGGUUGAGUCCUGCACCGCAUUGGCCACGGUACGGUUCAGGUGGGCAUGAAGUGAUGUACGUCGAGAAAAACGCCAUAAGCGCGAUCAACGACCCGGAGAAAUCAUGCCAAUGUAAAUUCUUGGAGAUGGGGCGUGGAAAUGGAUAUCAGAUAUGGCCCCAGUGGUGA
Messenger RNA from Neoarthrinium moseri, 1695 nucleotides. RefSeq lists its product as uncharacterized. The record is from RefSeq and is a predicted model, not a curated record. The transcript is spliced from 5 exons. Lineage: Eukaryota; Fungi; Ascomycota; Sordariomycetes; Amphisphaeriales; Apiosporaceae. Bases 1 to 1695 code for a protein of 564 amino acids.